AUGCUUCAUGGGAAGAAGUUGGCCAAGCAGGUGCUGCUGCCGUCUGUGCUGGAAGACGAUGACGCAGAAACAGAAAGUGGGAAGCUGCAGCUGGGGGAGGUAGGAAACCGACUAUGCAGCCAAGUUUGCAAACUCUUGAGCAAGGGAAGUGUGAACGACCAGCCAAGAAUGAGCCAGACAGAGGUUGAUAUGCGUGGGCCAAAAGACCAACACUCAAGCCCUGACAGGAACGUGCUAGACAGAGGCACAAGACACGAGGAAGACGAAGAAAAGGAGCCUGAAGUACAGGAGUGCCUGAGCUCUGAUGAGGACUAUGAUACAGAUUUGGAGCUCGAAGGUAAGGAGGCGGCAUACGAUCUGACGAGGCAGACAUGCUAUGUGACAGCGUGUAAAAAGUUCCGGGUGGUCCCUGCCUCUUAUUUCCUGCAGCAUAUGCAAAAUAGCACACUGGUUAUGAUGCAUCGUGGCCUGGGGCCUCAGGGCACCAAAGCACUGGCGGUUCCCCUGGUAACCAACACUUCAAUACUGCGGCUGAACCUGCGAGAUAAUUGGAUGGAAGGCAUGGGUGGAGCUGCUAUAGCUGAGAUGUUAAAAGGAAAUUGCUACAUUACAGGUGGCUUUACUUUCAAGCGAAGGGACCAGUCUGCCAAGCUGGAUCGGCAGGCCAGUCCUGGCCAUCACAGUGGAGCAGAGUCUGAUGGUGGCAAGAAACUGCAUGCAGCUUCAAUCCAAGGAGUUAAGGGACACAUUCUCCCAGGACUUGAUAUGACAAUGCCAUAUGAGGGGGCUCUGCGGGAACCUACAUCUUACCCGUCCCUCGAAGAGGAUGGCAGCAUCGGUAUUGGACACCCAGCACUCUCGACGAAGAAGUUAGCUGCCAACUGGAGGUUGGGUUGCCCCCAUCGAGAGUAUGGGUCGCAUUACCAGGCCCCUCCAAGACCCGCGCACUCGGAGUACUAUUCGUACUCUAGAUCCCGACAGCCGAGCCCGGUGGGGGGUCAGGAGCGCUAUUAUAGGGGGUCAGCACCUACAAUCCCAUAUUUUGUACACCCAAAUCCACAAGAGUUUGCAAGGCUGAGGAUCGCAUUGGAAAAUAAUAUACCCCCAGCCGACGCAACAGAACAGUUUAAAUUCCAAAUACUGGUAGACCAUCUUAAGCUGGAGGAGGCCCUGCUUAUUGCUGACUCCUAUAGCCAUUCUAGGCACACUUAUACCAACACAAUGGAUGCCCUCAACCAGGAGUAUGGACAGCAGCAUCAACUGGCACUCCAGCGUAUAGCAGACUUAAUGGACGGGCCACCUGUUAUGUCAGGAGAUACCAAGACCUUCAGGAUGUUUGCACUAAAGGUAGGCUCCUUGGUCAGCAUGCUUGCACAAUUAGGAAGGAAAGGAAUUGUGGAGCUGGAAUUUGGGUCCCACGUGUCAAGGUUGCUUGAAAAACUGCUGCAUGAUUUGAGGUCCAGCUUCCGUCGAUAUAUUCAUCUUCAAACCAUCCCCAUUCCUACACUGACUGACUUCUCACACUGGCUUGAAUAUGAGCUGCAGGUGCAAGUCGACAUGGCAUGGUUCAGCUCAAAGAGAGCAACGUUUCUGAUGGCAGAGGACAGGAGGAAGUUUACCGGUAAGACAACCACAAUACUGUUGAACACUGAGCCCCAAGAAUCUGGUGCUGCUCCAACAGUGGCAGCAGCCAAACACAAUGGGAAGAAGUAUUGUCCUUAUUGCAACAGCGUCGAUCACUCUUUAAACAACUGCUCAAAUUUCAGACAGCUACACAAAGCACAAAGGCAUCACUGGAUCAAGAGUAACAACCGGUGCUGGUGCUGUGGGAGGACCCACCAUGCUGCAGAAUGCGAUCUAAAGAUGCGCUGUAAGACAUGCAACCAACAACAUCUCCUUGUCCUCCACAAACUCAAUGACAGGUCCGCUAAAAAUGUGCAAGCCGCCCAGGCCUCUUCUGCAACAACAGGCUCAGUUUUACUGAGGAAUGGCGAUCGAGUCCUAGAGACUUAUGCUGUCUUGGAUGACGGGUCUGAGCGGACCAUCCUUCUCAGCACCACUGCGCAGCAGUUAGGGUUAAAGGGGCAGCCUGAAGAAUUACCGCUGAGAACCGUGAGACAAGAUAUCCAUGUCCUCCAAGCGGAGGCUGUCUCCUUCAACAUUUCUCCUGCUUCCCAGCCAAGAUGGAUCUUCAAAAUCAACCGAGCUUUCACAGCCAAGACACUUGGGCAAGCAGAGCACACUCACCCAGUGGAUGCCCUUAAGCGGAAAUAUCAUCAUUUCAGGGGUCUGGCGCUGCAAGAAAUUGACAACGCUAAACCAGUGUUGCUAAUAGGAUCAGACCACCCGCAUUUGGUCACCCCAGUGGAGCCAGUCCCACUCGGCCCCCCAGGUGGGCCUGCAGGUGUCAAGACACGCCUUGGCUGGACUUUACGUGGGCCAACUCAAGGUGUAGUGCAGCAGCUGAGAGAGCAGCAGUGCUACUUCACCACCUGUCAGUCCCCAGGUGUAGACCUGCUGCGAGAUGUAGAAAGACUUUGGCAAAUGGAUGUGCUACCCUGGCGCAGUACCAAAGAGGCAGUACUCCCUCUGCUCCGCAGCACAGAGCGGAGGUUGUUAAACUCAUCAGAGAAGGUCCUUUGCUACACAACUGAGAUUCAGAGACUACAACGUGAAGGUUUUGUUGUCAAGCUUGAGCCUGGAGCUGACAACACUCCUGCUAGCUGGUAUAUCCCACACCAAAUGGUGCAGCAUAACGGCAAGAAUCGAGUUGUGUUCAAUUGCUCAUUCCAGUUCCAGGGGCAGAGCCUCAAUGACCAUCUCCUCCCUGGACCUACUUUGGGGCCAACCCUCCUGGCAGUGCUUUUGAGGUUUCGACAGCACCCCGUCGCCUUCAGCAGCGACAUCCGUAGGAUGUUCCAUCAGGAGUGGAGAGUACUCCCUUUCGGCACCACAUGUAGCCCCUGCUGCGCUAUCUUUGUGGAAGACGUCCGUGAGACUGUGAUGCAAUCAUUCUAUGUCGACAACUGCCUCCGGAGCUUGGCGACAGAGGUAGAAGCUAAAGUACUUGUGGAGAAACUACAGAAGCUUCUGGCUGAUGGAGGUUUUGAGUUAAGACAAUGGGCCAGUAACCAGCCCUCAAUCAUCAGCCACCUGCCCCCAGAGCUUAGAUCAGACAGCGCUGAGCUCUGGAUCACACAUGGCAAACCUGAUCAGAAAGAAGCUGCACUGGGGCUCCAUUGGCACUGCUCAUCAGACAGGCUGUACUACAAGCUCCACACUGUUGACCAUCCUCAAGUGACCCUGCGCACAGUCUACAAGGUUUUAGCGAAGGUGGACCUGUCCAAUAACAAUCUAGAGGUUUAUGGAGCCAAAGCCAUAGCUGGCAUGCUUAAAGAGAACAGCACCCUGGUGAGACUCAUUCUGUCAGGAAACCAUUUCACAGACCGGUCCACUGAACACCUCUGCCCAGCGCUGAUCACCAACACCAAACUACAGCACCUCGACCUCAGCUACAAUGCUCUGGGGGAGAGUGCAGGGGAACACAUGGGAGAUGCUCUGUCUGAGAACACCGGGCUGAGAUCGCUAAACCUGGCAUGGAAUUGCAUUCGACAAAAAGGAGCAGCAAUGCUGGCCAAUGGUCUUGGGGAAAAUGUUUUUCUUAGAAUACUGGAUCUGUCAUUUAAUGGCUUUGGGAAAGAAGGAGCCAGUGCUUUAGGACAGGCUCUUAAAGAGAACAAUGUUUUAGAAGAGUUAAAUAUCAGUAACAACCGAAUACCCCCUGAAGGAGCGAUCCACCUCGCCAUGGGCCUCAAAGUAAACAAGACAAUCAAAUCCCUGAAUAUUGGUAGGAACCCCAUCCUGAAUGCUGGAUGCUAUGGGAUCCUUAAAUCUGUACAGGACAACCCAGAUUCAGCCUUGGAGACUUUAGACUUUUCAGACAUCACAGUAAGCCGGGAUUUUGAAAACCUGUAUACAGCAGUGAAAGAAAUAUUCCCUGCGCUUAGAGUAGAUCAUGGGGGCCGCUUUGGCACAUUCAGCAAAGCAAAAGCUUGA
Pundamilia nyererei is the source of this 4056-nucleotide messenger RNA. Lineage: Eukaryota; Metazoa; Chordata; Actinopteri; Cichliformes; Cichlidae. The record is from RefSeq and is a predicted model, not a curated record.